Hyla sarda is the source of this 4390-nucleotide messenger RNA. RefSeq names its product zinc finger DHHC-type palmitoyltransferase 8 (gene ZDHHC8). Gene Ontology annotation, molecular function: palmitoyltransferase activity. The coding region runs from base 121 to 2454 and encodes 777 amino acids. The transcript is spliced from 11 exons. Lineage: Eukaryota; Metazoa; Chordata; Amphibia; Anura; Hylidae. The record is from RefSeq and is a predicted model, not a curated record. Gene Ontology annotation, biological process: protein palmitoylation.
UGCUCCCCCUCCCCAUUCAGUGUGUGUGUCUCCCUCCUCCGUGAGUCGUGCGGUCAGUGCCCCUCUCUCCCCCCUGGUGCCUCUCUCUUGGGAUCUGACUAGUGAUGUGUAACCUACAGAAUGCCCAGCAGCACUGGAAAAAGGUUUAAGCCUACGAAAUACAUCCCUGUGUCCACUGCCGCUGCCUUACUAGUGGGGUCCACCACUUUGUUUUUUGUUUUCACGUGCCCCUGGUUGACUAGAGAAAUCUCCCCAGCCAUCCCAGUGUACAAUGGGCUCAUGUUCCUCUUUGUGCUGGCAAAUUUCAGCAUGGCAACCUUUAUGGAUCCUGGUAUCUUCCCAAGAGCUGAUGAAGAUGAAGACAAGGAUGAUGACUUCAGAGCUCCCCUCUACAAGAAUGUGGAGAUCAAAAGAAUACAAGUACGGAUGAAAUGGUGUGCCACCUGCCACUUUUAUCGGCCCCCUCGCUGUUCACAUUGCAGUGUCUGUGAUAACUGUGUGGAAGAUUUUGAUCAUCACUGUCCCUGGGUGAAUAACUGCAUAGGGCGCAGGAAUUAUCGCUAUUUCUUCCUGUUCCUGCUGUCUCUGAGCACACACAUGGUUGGGGUCUUCUCAUUUGGCCUCAUAUUUGUCCUGCACCAUCUGGAGGUUCUGGGAGAAGCCCACACCAGUAUUACGAUAUCAGUCAUGUGUGUGGCUGGCCUUUUUUUCAUUCCGGUUAUUGGUCUCACUGGCUUUCAUAUUGUUCUUGUUGUGCGAGGUCGCACCACCAAUGAACAGGUGACAGGGAAAUUUCGAGGAGGAGUUAAUCCUUUCACCAGAGGAUGCUGUGGGAACAUACAACAUGUUUUGUGCAGUCCAUUAUCACCAAGGUAUGUGGUUGAACCAAAGAAGAGGCCACAAAUCACACUCAAGCCUCCAUUUAUACGUCAAGAUCUGUCAGAAAGGCAAAUAACUGUAAAGAUAAGUGACAAUGGUAUCCAGGCUAACUUACACCACUCCAAGUCCAAAGGAAGUCUAGAAAGUAUGAAUGAUAAAUCUCUGGAUAUACAGCCACCUCUACCUCCUAAAGGAGACCCCACCAAAUAUUCUGACAUGAAGGCAACACUGGGAAGUGGUGAAGGUAAAAACAGUGGACUAUCACCAAAAGUGAUCAGUCCCCCAACUCCAGCCAUGUAUAAAUACCGACCAGGAUUUGGAGCAAAUCCCAAAGUACACUACCACCCAGCUACAGAACAGAUUGCUAUGCAUGAAGGACUAAAGGACAGUGUGUUUUUGGAGGAAGACUGCAGGAACCAUGAUUACCAGUCAGAGCCCAACCUAGAUUUUCAGGAGUACCGCAAGAAUUCCCUCCACAAGUCCUACCAGUCAUCUCCGCUGCAACUUGACAACUUCACUGCCAACUCGCGCUCACUGAGCCUGAAGAAUUCUGUGCGUCGUGAAUCAGAGAAAAUUCCUCUUCAGAUGGUGAAAUCAGAGGGUGAAACUACUACACCGUACAAAAGUGUUUUUUCCCCUAACGCCUUGUCUAACCGUAAUGGAAGUUUAUCUUAUGACAGUUUACUCAACCCAAUGGCUUCAGCAUCUGAUAAAUGCACUGCACACACUGCCUCUGGUUCUGUGGGAUACCAUUCACCAUAUAUGUCUGCCAAAAUGUGCCAUCUAAGAGGAGCAGAGCGGCAACCAGCUCAAAGUUUCAGUCCUGUAUUAAACAGGGCUGCUGGACAUCAAAGAGAUCCUUCUCCCGUGCGCUAUGACAACCUUUCCAAAUCCAUUAUGGCCUCAAUCCAGGAAAGGAAGGAGAUGGAGGAAAGAGAGAAGCUGCUACAUUCUCACACAGAUUCAGUUUUUGCAGACUCAGGGGUCUAUGAUACCCCGAGCACAUACAGCUUACAGCAGGUCAGCUCACUCUCAGAGAACCCACGUGCUACUGCAGGCCGCUAUGGUUCGAAGGACAAUCUUUUGGGAGGGGCUACAAAUUUUAGCUCCAGGAACCCUAUUCUACAGUCCUCUCUAUCCUCCCUUUCUAGUGCAGUCUCCAGAGCUCCUAGGACUUCCACCACAUCUUUGCAGGCUGACCUGGCCAAUAACAAUAUCCAGAGUCAUCAGCCCUUGCAAGGACGAGUUAGUAAUGGGUCAUACAAGUCCCCUGGCCAUCAAGUUCCAUCUUCGCCAUCUGGAAUACCCAGGUCGCCCUCUUAUGGGGGAAGUAAAACGGUCACAUUUCUUAAUACCAUGGAAUUUGUAGAAGGAGCUUCCAUGUCAGUUCAGAGGUCAGAUGUAAAGACACUUCAUGGUAAGAUAAAUGGACAGCCAAAGGGAUUAUCAAGACCUGAGUGUCGACUAGGAUCCAAAUCUAGUCCACAGAGCACUACUACAGUGAGUCCUUCUCGGCAUUCUAGUGUAAAAAAGGUGUCUGGAGUUGGAGGCACUACAUACGAAAUAUCAGUGUAGAAGUCCCUGCUUUGAGUGCCUUGAGCACUCAGAACGCUGCAGGUAAUGAACCAGUAAAGUACAAGGCGUUUUUUUUUUUUUUUUUUUGAGGGCCGUGCGGAAAAGAGUACGGUCAAUGGGAGCUUUAAGUCGUGACUGAAGGACCUCUAACAACAAGGAGGACAUUGGUUACAUGAUGAAAAGAGCAAAAUAAGCCAUUGUACAUGUGUGUCUGUCCAUGAAAAAAGGAAGAAAUGUUUUAAAAUCUGUGAUGUAAGCGCAGUGGGACAACAUUUUAUAUUUUAUUUUGCCAUAUUUUUUUUAAUUUGUGAGUUGCAGAGUCUGAAACUAUUGGGCCACAAUAAAAGAAUCAAGCUCUACUGAGAGAAUAAAUCCCAGGAUCAAUGGAUAUGAACAGAAAAUAAAAAAAUAAGCCCCCAGAUCUCCUAUUUCUUCUUCACAUAGUAACUUUGAUUAAAAGAGUUGUUUGUAUGGUAUGUGCUUGAGAUAACAAAUUUCUUGCGCUGUCAAAAGUUUAGAAUCUGAUUCCCCCCCCCCCCCCAAAAAGAAAAAAAAACUCAUCCACUAAAUUGUAACUAUCUGUAUUAGCUGCAUGCACUAUGGUUUAGGCAUAAUAUAGAAGAAUGAUGCAUCUUCAUGCGGUGUGUCUAGUACUGCAGCCUAAGGUGGAAAGUAGCAUGACAACUGUUCAGCUUAAAGUUUCAAGAGGAAAGAAAAGCAGGUUGAAUGUAAUGUAGUCAUGUAAUGUGUGAUAGCCUGGUUCUAUGAACUGUAUGACCAACCACAAUAGGUUUGUCAAACAUUGUUUUUAGCAUCCAGUUUGUGUCAGAAUACUAAAUUCAAUUGCAACUCUGCCUUCUGCCUUGAGCCAAAAAAAACAUCCCUGUUAGAACUUAAAAAUCUGGCAAUGCUUAAAGGCUAUAGACACUUUUAGAAUGCUUUUUUUUUCCCUAAAUAAGUAUUCUUGCUUUGUACUUAUUAGGGUCCAAAUGCAUUCCCUCCAUAGGUCUUUAUUAAAUAUUUUGCUCCCUUUCCUUUCUACAGCCUUUGCAGCGUCCUUUUAUCAAUGAAGUCCAUUAGAGAGCCUUUUUCUUGACAGUCUCUCAUCAGUUAUUCUCUUUCUGGCUAUCAAUCGGCUCAGAAGCUCUUUCAGGAGAGGAAAGAUAAGACCUAUUUAGGCAGCUUGUUUGAUGGACAUAGUAAUUAGCUGUAGAAGAAAACCUAUGAAGAAAAUUGUUUUUAUGUACCCUAAUAAGCACAAAGCAAUAAUAAAACAUGCAUUCAAAUGUAACUAUAGCCCUUAAACCUUGCCUGUCUUUUACCGUGGUAUUAACCAUAAUUAUAACCAUUUUUUAGGUGGAGACUGCAAUACAGUGUAAAAUGUGAAUGGGUCAUUAAGGAUUCUGUUUCAGCUCCUGGAGACCAAUGUUUAUACUUCACUCCUGUAAAGGUCCAUUAAAAUCUUGAAAGUAUUAUGUGAAGAAAAAAAAGAAAGUUUAUCUGUGAACUGCAGCUUAUUUUUAUUCUUGGGUCAAGUUUUUAGAAUUUUACAUUGAUUUUAUAUCAAGUUUAGGUAACAUGUUAUUAAAUUUGUCCUUUUGUCAUUCUGUUGCCGUGGUGCAUCAGUGUUAUUAUUCAUGUGGAUGUUUUCUUGCCUUAACCUUCACCUCUGAACAGGGGUUAAGCAAUGUGGUGCUGUGUGGCUGCUAAUAUUUGUAGUGUAAUGCCCUACACUUUGUCAGUGUAACUACCCCAAUACACCUUAUAGGCAGAGGAGUAACCCUUGUGAGUGACUACAAUGGGAUAAUGUAUUCAUGAUGGUAACAUCCAGCCACAUGGCAUUAGGUUUUAUUAGUUAAAUGAAAAAUAUGUGGAAUUAUGAAAAUCUAUAUUUCAGUGAAUUUAAUAUGUAAUAAUAAACAAUAUGUACACCAUG